AUGAAUGGAAGCUCAAAUGCAACCAGUCAAUAUAUUACCUCGCCAUCCUAUCCACGGCACUACGAGAACAAUCUGGACAUCCAGUGGCUUAUCCAAGUAGCGGAUGACCAGAAAAUCAUCCUCAGAUUCCACGAUUUCGACACGCUGUACUAUGAUUAUUUGGAGGUUGGCAUUGGACGAAACUCUACUGUCUCCUCCACUACGGUGUUCCGUAGGAGUGGGAGCCGUCUCCCGCCUGUUACACUCUCAACCGGCAAUGCCAUGUGGCUACGGUUCACAUCUGGUGCUAUUGGCAGUGGAAGAGGCUUUUCUCUAUCAGCUCAAAGCUAUCAUGCAUCAAUUCAGCUGAUCUAUCUUGCGGCAAACCAGUCAAUCAACAUAACCUCGCCAUCCUAUCCAAGCAACUACCAGGACAGUCUGGACAUCCAGUGGCUUAUCCAAGCAGCAGAGGGCCAGAGAAUCAUCCUCAGUUUCCACACUUUCCGUACGUACCUCUCUGAUUAUUUGGAGGUUGGCAAUGGCCGCAACUUUACCGACUCCUCCACUAGGGUGCUCCGUCUUAGUGGGAGCAGUCUCCCGCCUGAUACGCCUUCAACCAAUAUUUCCAUGUGGCUGAGGUUCACAUCUGAUGAUAUCACCUCUCAAAUAAGCAAAAAAAAAACAUGUUAUAAAUGUUUUUAUCUUUCUGUUUGUAUUGGAGCUACUGUGACCAUACCAACUGUAACGACUACUACCGCAACUGCAACGACUACCAGCCGCGCUGCAACGAAAAUCGUUGACGAGGGCUGCUCGGCUCCACCCAGAUUGAACCACGUGACAAUAGCCGAAGGGCAAGAUCACGCAUUUCAACCAGGCGAGGUGGCCACUUUCACGUGCAGUGGUGGCUUUGUCGUCACGGGAACCGACCGUCAUGAUGCGGAGCGCGUCUGCCAAUCAGACGGCUCUUGGUCCAGUAAACCAGUGAAGUGUUCUCCGGCAGAUGAUCCCAGAGCUUAUGACACGCUGGUGAGGAAAGCGGCAGAGGGAGUAGCGGCCGGAGGAGUUGUCUUCGUGGUGAUCCUGCUUCUUGUUUUCCUUCUCAUCAGAAGAAGGUGA
This is a messenger RNA of Patiria miniata (bat star), 1095 nucleotides long. RefSeq names its product bone morphogenetic protein 1-like. Gene Ontology annotation, molecular function: serine-type endopeptidase activity. Bases 1 to 1095 code for a protein of 364 amino acids. The transcript is spliced from 5 exons. The record is from RefSeq and is a predicted model, not a curated record. Lineage: Eukaryota; Metazoa; Echinodermata; Asteroidea; Valvatida; Asterinidae.